GUACUCUUAGUUAUAGGCUAUGGUAGUACGGCUACAUCAAGUUGGUUUUGUUAACGUCUCUGAACUCGUCUCGCCUUCUUCAACCACAUCAGGAGAUUUUUAAGUCCUCCGACCUCCAGUCACUAGUCAGAUAGAUAGUCAUUCAUUGCAUGCAAAAACUGUAGGCCUACUAUCCAUCACUCAACUCGUCAGAUUAGAUCACUCCAAAGUGGAAAGUUUUCUUCAAGAUGUGUUGUUGUAACCACCUUGUCAGGAGCCUGUGGAUGGGGUAUCAAGAUGAGUGUGUUCCAAAGCUGCAGCAACACCAGCGAUGCGACCCCUCUCUCCUCCCCUCAGAGCUUGUACCUCAAACCUGUAGCUCGAUUAAACAUAUCCGUACAGCUCCCCAACUUGAAAACACCUGGAAAAAGUAUCUCCAACUGGGAAGUGAUGGAGAAACUGCGACAUUAUGCCGUGCCAGAAGAGCUCUAUCAUCUGAAAGUAGCCAAGAGUACGUUAGAAGUAGUGAGGUUCGAAGCAGAGAUAGAAGACCGCUCAAAACUUCUGGCCGUCUUGGCCCGACUCAAUGGGCGAUCUCUGAAACUCUCAGGUUUCCAUGAGAGCCUUAAAGUGAGAGCGGCUGAAGCUAAACCUGAUUUUCCUAAUCGUCAUUCGUGGGAUUCUUACUUCCGGGAUGCAAAAAACAUGAAUGAAAUGAAACCUGGUGAAAGACCUGACACAAUUCAUAUCACUAAUCUUCCUUGUAAAUGGUUUGCUGCAAAAUCUGAUGCUUCAAAGCCGAGUGAAUAUGUUUUGAGAAAAGUAUUUGAAGUUUUUGGUGAAGUUCGAUGUGUUGAUAUUCCAAUGUUGGAUCCUUUCAGAAGCCAAAUGAAAUCUCACAUAUCUGGUAUUAAGAUGUUUUCCAAUAACCAGAACUUAAUAUUUGAGGCUUAUGUUCAAUUUAAAGAGUAUAUGUGUUUUGUGAAAGCCAUGGAUGCUCUCCGCGGAAUGAAACUAAUGCACAAGGACGAGACCGGAAAGGCUUUUACUGCUAGUAUUAAGGUGGACUUUGAUAAGACAAAACAUCUGAGUGACAGCAGCAUUCGUCGUAGGAGAGUCGAGCGAGAGCGGCUCAUGGCCAAAGAACAGGAGCGAGAAGACCAAGAGCGGCAGAAGAGAGAAGAAGAAGAACGUAAAUUGGCUGCAGAGAGAAAGCGAGCCGAGGAGGAGAGGGCAGCUAAGUUGGAGAGACAGCGGCAACGGGAGGAGCGACGCAAGGCCAAGAUGUUGGAGAGACUCAAGCACCGAGAGGCGGACGACAUGAACAAAAAGAUAGCGACAGAAGAAAGACUCUUGCUCAUGGCUCAGCGGAGACUGGAGUCCUUUAGACUGUUGGGAGAGCUGUUCAACCGGCUCAAGGUUGCCAAGGAAAAUGAACGAUACAAUAAAAGAGAGAAGUGGAAAAAACAGUCGGAUGGUGUGAAAAAACUAGGAUCGGAAGAAUCAGGGAAUGACCUUCAAGAAAAAGAGAAAGCGCUUAGAGAUAAACUUGUCAACAAAUUUAAGCACGAUGAUAAAAAGGAUAAAUCUCACAUGAACAGAGAUGAAGGCAGAGGUUCUAGCAGUGGUUGUGAUCUUUCUGAUGCUCCGGAGGCGUACAAUGAUCUGGAAAUGGACCAAGAAGAGUACAACCAAGGAUUUCAUCGUGGGAGAGGUCGAGGACGGUUCAACAGAGGAAGGUGGCGCAACAACUUUAACUUCAGAGGCAAUCAAUAUCCUCAUCCUCAAAUGCCUUUCCAGCCGUUCCCUAACCGAGGAGGGUUCUUUCCUAGAGGAGGCUUUCCUCGAUGGCCUCGAUAUCAGCGAGGGAGAGGAGGAGGAGACCAUGGCUUCUUUCCCCCUCCUUUCAUCGACCCUUUCUACCUGAUAAAUGAUCCGUAUUACAAAUACUUUCAAAAGGUCGCAUUCGGGAACAACCACCCUAGGUCGAAAUCUCGUUCUCGAUCUCGCUCCAGUUCCAGGACCAGGUCGUAUUCGAGGUCCUACUCUAGGUCGUACUCAAGGAGUCGUAGCAGAUCUCGUAGUGGCAGCAGGUCGAGACAUCGGCGCUCUCGCUCUCGCAGAAGCAGUAGUCGUUCUAGAUCCAGAUCCAGGGGACGCAGAAGAAGUAGACGCCGGAGUCGAAGUCCUCGACGCAAAUCCCAUUCUUCCAGACACUCGCACAAAAGUGACAAGAAACAAGAGAAAUCGGAUGUGGAAGUAAAUGUAGAAAGAGAUAAAUCAGUAGAGAAAGUUCCGUCUGUACAUACAUGGUCGAGAUCUCCUUCCCAUUCUAGGUCUCUCUCUUGGGAGAAACGUAAAGAUGAACCUUCUUCAUCAACUGGUCACAAGCACAAGAAAGAGAAAAAAAGGAAGAAAGAGAAGAAGAAAAAGAAAAAGGAUGACAAUUAACUUAAUAAAGUCGUUAUCUAGUCAAUCCAUUAUGUUCAUGUCAAAAUCAUAUUGUGGUCCAUUGUAUCUUAUUUUUUUAUUUUCUUACAAUAUUAAUACUACAUGUGAAAUUGUCAAUAGGGUUAGUGUCGUACUUUUAAAACUUGAUAUCUGUGUUAUAUACAAUUGUUUUCUUACAAUAGUUUUUAACAGUGAUGGAUGGGUUGAUUGAUAUAUAAAUUAAGUGGAUAAUCUAAAUACUGAUAGUAAUACAUUAAAAAAAAUAUAUUUCUCUUUUUACCAUUGAUGUCUAGGCUAUUAGCUACAAUAAACCAAUGAGCAGUAGUUUUUGGUUGUAUUGAGCAUUAGACUUCAAUUUCUUACAAUAGGUACACAGUAGAUAACCUCUUGUUCAGAUCUCUGGUUUAAGCAGCCACUCUCGUGUAGCUUUGUCCAUAGCUACAUAAAGACAAAAAAUCCUUUUCACCACACUAUGAUGUUUUUGGCUGUAUUACAUGCGUUAAUUGGUGGCUGAAAGUUACGUUUUGCUGGCCAUGCCAGCUGUCAUCGAAAUUUGGGGACCGAGCAGGUUUUUACAGGCCGGGGCCGCAAAAUCAGCUGUCCGCUUGCUUACUUAAAACAUGUAUGCAUUUUAAAUACACAAUCAAAAUCCAUAGCAUUGCAAUAGAAUUGUGUUAUU
Messenger RNA from Macrosteles quadrilineatus (aster leafhopper), 3109 nucleotides. RefSeq names its product A-kinase anchor protein 17A-like. Bases 277 to 2430 code for a protein of 717 amino acids. The transcript has 8 exons. NCBI's taxonomy places the organism in Eukaryota, Metazoa, Arthropoda, Insecta, Hemiptera, Cicadellidae. Gene Ontology annotation, molecular function: nucleic acid binding. The record is from RefSeq and is a predicted model, not a curated record.